Messenger RNA from [Candida] anglica, 1164 nucleotides. The record is from the annotation of a GenBank genome assembly. NCBI's taxonomy places the organism in Eukaryota, Fungi, Ascomycota, Pichiomycetes, Serinales, Debaryomycetaceae.
GGAGGGAGCGGGUUUCAAGAGCAAAGUUAGGCACAAGGAGUAUGGCUCAAGGAAGGGACGGUCCGGACGGUCCGCCGAGGAGGAAGCUAACCCCAGGAAAGCCUAGGUUUUGGCCAUGGGGUGGGUCAGCUGUCUCCACCGAAGCAUUCAAAAUUUCUAUUUUCUCAUUUUAUUUUUGCCACUAUUUAUUUUUUGAUUCUUUUGGCAUUGGUUUGUUUAUUCGCUUAUGCAGAAGGAAUGAGAAGGGGAGAGAGGAGAGGAAAAGGAGAGAGGAGUUUUUAGGCCAUUUUUUAGACAACCUGAUUUCCAACGUAACAGCCGAGGUGGGGGUGGGGGAGUAACCGGGAAGCAGUGUACCAGGACAAGCAGUAGAAGUGAAAGCCAGACUUCUAUAGAUCUGUUGACCUGACGGUCUUCCAGUUUGUUUACUGCCUUGUGCAUUGCUGUGUGCAUGAAUAUUUUGAUUAGGUACAACUGCUGAAAAAUUUUUGGUGCCGUUCGCAAUUGCUUAAUUUAUUAGAUGCAGGUGAUUUCUGACUCGGCGACCGUAGAUCAGAUUGGGCAAUCUAUGGCGGGGUUGGAUCGCCGUUGUCCCACGACAUGGAUCUGUAUUAGCGGUGUGUAUCCACCAUGGACCUGGGAUUUGGGUUCGGGCGACAAUGUCUACCAGAUUCAACGAGUAGCUCAAUUGCUAAAAGUAUGCAAAAGGAAUUGACAAAAAGUGUCACUGUCAAAUACUCUUGGCAAAAAAUAUUUUUUGAGCACCUCAGAGAUUGGCCCUGAGGUUGCAAUGAUAAAGAAUUCCGCGGGGCUUCCGCGGGUGGGGAUGUCUUUACCACAACGGGUUGAGGUUCGAUCCGUAUUUCAGGAGAUGUGGGGGGAUGGCUGAGAUGGUCUUGGAGUGUCUUGCAAGUUCCACAGGCAGUACUGCUCUACAGGGUCCGCUGGCACUCCGUGGGCCACUGGCCGUGGGGGCGUUCUUCCUCUGACGAGGAAUUGUUGCAAGGAGACUCCUCGAAAAGGAGUCAGGCACCACCUAGUGGCUCUCCCCGAUUAGGGGCCUGUAGAGCGUCUUGCUGGUUCCACCGGGAGGUGAGUUGGCCACCCUACGGGAUCUGUAAGCCGCUCCGCUGGCACUCCGUGGGCCACUAGCCGUGGGGGCCU